Molecule: messenger RNA, 3813 nt
Organism: Periophthalmus magnuspinnatus
Lineage: Eukaryota; Metazoa; Chordata; Actinopteri; Gobiiformes; Gobiidae
Gene: nt5dc1
Product: 5'-nucleotidase domain containing 1
Exons: 12
Coding region: 317-1693 (458 amino acids)
Molecular function (GO): 5'-nucleotidase activity
Source: RefSeq, a predicted model, not a curated record
CUUACAUCACACAUUACGGUCUCACACCCGGAAGCACGGUGGCCCCGCGCGCUUCUCUGCCGCGCUCUUCUGUGGCGCGCGCUGACAUACCGCACAUGCGUUUUGCUGGUGCGUCCGUCGUAUGGGGCUUUCGUUUCUGUUUAACACGCGCAAACCUGCACUAAUCCAUCAACCUCGCAACCCCCAGCCCCAGAGAGAGUGAGCGUCGGCCGGACAGCACAGGCUCUGACCGCAGCGCUCCGUCAGCUGUGACAUUGACAGCGCGGUGGUGAGGUGGUGGGUGCAUGUCCGUUAUUAGACAGCCUCGUCUGCUAUCAUGGGCGACUAUUUCUGCCUCUCCGACUGCGACGUGAUCGGAUUCGACUUGGACCACACGUUGUGCCGGUAUCAUCUGAAGGAGACGUCCAGGUUGAUCUACGAGAGCUUUGCCCGGUUUCUGGUGGAACACAAAGGCUAUGAUAAGGAACUUCUGGAGCUCACUCCUGCCACCUGGGACUUCUGUUUCAAAGGCCUUGUGGUGGAUCUGGAAGAUGGAAACCUUGUGAAAUUGUCUGAAGAUGGAACAGUUCUAAGAGUGACACGUGGGACCAAAGACCUGAGCACAGAGGAGAUGCUCCGGCACUAUGGCCCCUCGCGGGAGUGGAAGCACUUUCAGAGCCUCAACACGUCCUUCACCAGAUCUGCUAAAUAUUAUUUCUACGACAACUACUUUGACCUGCCUGGAGCUCUUCUUUGUGGGAGAGUUUUUGACAUGUUUCAGAAGCAAGGGAAAGAGGUGAACUCUGACUUUUGGAAAGACAUGAUAGCUGCCAUCGACCACAACUACAACACCUCUGCUUUUAAAGAGGACGCCGGUACAUACUUCCCAUGUGUGAAGAGGGACCCGGGACGGUACCUGCAGCCCUGCUCUGACUCUGUGAAGACCUGGCUCCGGACCAUGAAGACAGCGGGCAAAGUGCUGCUGCUCAUCACCAGCUCCCACAGCGACUACUGCCGCCUCAUCUGUGAACACGUCCUGGGGAAGGAUUUUGAGGAGCUGUUUGAUGUCAUCAUCACCAAUGCUCUGAAACCAGGCUUCUUUUCUCUGGUCCCCCAUCAGAGGCCCUUCAGGAACCUGGUGAACGACGUGGAGGAGAGCGAAGGCCUCCCAUCUCUGGACAAACCGGGCUGGUACUCUCAGGGAAACUGGCCCCACCUGCACGAGCUGCUCAAGACCAUGACUGGAAAACCAGAGCCCAAGGUGGUGUACUUCGGCGACAGCAUGCGCUCAGACAUGUUUCCGGCCAGCAGCUUCGGGAAGUGGGAGACUGUGAUGAUCGUGGAGGAAAUGGAGGGGGAGGGGGUACCCCAGAGUGACGCAGCCAAAUCCAACCAGGCCCCAGUGGAGCCACAGGAGAAGAAGGGAAAGUUUGAGGAGCAGGGCAUGAAGUCUCCCUCAGCGGCGUCCAACCAGUGGGGCUCGUACUUCGUGGACGUCCAGAGAGGAGUGGGCGGAGACGAGGAUGUGCACAAGCUGACCUGGUGCUGCCACUGUAUCCACAAGUAUAGCUCUCUAGCCAUUCCCAGUGUGGAGCACAUAGCAGAUCUGCCUUUGGACUACAAAUUCCCCCGGUUUUCUCCAGACAAGCCCUGCACCAGCGGAUACUACCCCAGACCUCCUGAUUCUUUACUCAAGAGGUUCCAAAAUCAGUAAUCAGUAAAAAAAAUUUAAUUCGACAUAAUUUUGAAACAGUCCUUCCUUAUGUCGGCCUCAGGAGAGGAACGUGCCUCCCAUCACCAUCUGCUGUGUAGACUGAGACUGCCAGAGGUGCACCUGGAACACUUGUGUGUUUGUGUCUUCUGUUCAACCAAGAACAAAAACUAUUGGUCUUUUGCCUCAUACGUUUUGUGCAACGUUAAAAGACUGUGUGCUCUGUGAAUCUCGCUUGUUGAAAUAGGAACCUCUAUUAACUCCUGGAAAUUGAGGCCCUCUCCCAGUCUAUACUUGGUUGAAAAGUUGGUUCUAUUAAAUGUGCUAACAGAGAUUUGGGUAAUCAAAAAAAUCUGUAGUGUAUUAGUCAGAAUUUUGUAUAAAAGAGGAUUGAACCCACCUGGUCUAGUUCAACAUAAAUUGAUUUCUCCUGAGAAGUAAUGGAGAUAUUAUGCAAAAUUAACUCACAUGAGCAUUUAACCAUGUUGUAACAGUAUUCCUUCAGCAUUAACUUACAAGUUCAGACUCCAGGCCAUUUUUCAUCAAUAAAAAUAAGUACAUAAAAAUCUGCUGCUUCCUACGGUGAAAUACCACUGUGAAGAGAGGAGGGGGGCUCACAUUUCUGCAGAUUUGAACAGGACGUCAAUGGACUUGUUUCUAUUACUAAGCCGUUUUAGAUCAAUAUUGCAGUUUACAAAAUUUAAAAUAAUGAUAUAUGUGUGAUAGUUUAGUAGGAUACUAAAUACCCGAAGAAAAACAUAAUGUCUUAAUUAAGAUUUUAUUUGAGGAGGGCCUUAUGAUCUUGCUGACUUUUUUAUAUUUUUAGUUGAUCAUUUUUGUGUAAAUGGAUACUCCUUACGUUGAAAAGAGUUGUGGUUCAAAAGCCAUGUUGUAAAACGUAACUAGAGCAUUUGUGAAUGUAGGCCACAGUGACACACAUUGGGCCAUUGUGUCGUGCUGUAGUUUUCUCUGAAGAAUAUGACUUGAGUGAAUGUCUGUUUUACAUAAAAAAUACAUGGACAAUUCUUCUAAAACUGACCUGGACAUGGUUAGCACUUUACAUUUUAUCCCAUUACCUCUGGAUCGUGUCGGUGCUGUGUGUUGAAGUUUCAUUUGACACCUCAUUUUGGAGUAAACCUGUCUUUCGUCCUGUGUUGAUUGUUUAAUGGGACGUUAUCUGCCAAACCCUGGUGCAGUGCUAUCUUUGGUAUUUAAAACACAUAAUUACAGUGAGAAUAAUAUGUGUAUAAUGGGUGAGGUCUGUGUGAUGUUCUGUACUUGUUCUGCUGGAGUGACUGUAUUAAAGUGGACUUCUUGUGCUUCAGUCAAACUUAUUUGAAUCCUGCUUUGAGUGAAUGUUUGCUCUUCAUCAUAGGCAAUAAUAUUGUAUUCGUUAGUGACUGUAGCAUAGUCUGACACUUGGUAACUUGGAUCAUUUAUUUUUAUGCAACAUAUUGUGAUAAAUUGUUUCAAUAGUUAGUUAUAUGAUAUUAUUUAAAAAGAGCAUAGAUGACCCAGACAAAAAUCUAUAAUCCGUUUGAUUACAUUCUUUGAUUAUAUUUAGAUUGUGGUAAAUUUCCCUUGUUAUUUGAAUAUUUAUCCACACAGGUAACAUGUCACUGUGUCACCAUGAAUGUCAUCAUUUCUGUAAUCUGACAAAAAACAAUACAGGCUGCAUACUGCAACGUCAGGGUAUACAUAGAGACGACAUAAAGUACCUGAACAACUGAUAUUUGUCACACAAUUAGUCAAAAGAAAUAUGUAGAGAUCUGCAUAUGAGCAGGAGUUGUAUUCUGUUGUUUGUAGGCUCCUGUCUGGACGUGCACUGUUAGCCUGUGUUCCUCUGACACAGACCCUGUAUACCUGUCUUUUAGUCUGUGCUGUCCCAAAAAAAACACAACAAUGUCAAACACUUAUAAAUACAUUUAGGUUAUUUAAGAUAAUAUCCAGACAGACAUUAUGAAUAUACUGUAGUGCUGUUCAGUGAAAUGUGUUUCACGCUUGAGCAGAAAGACUUGAGCGGUAAUUGUACUUUGCUCAUCUCAUCCUGGAAACUCUGACACCGCCUGGUUUAACCUCAUUAGUGUGUAACUGUCACUAAAAUAAAGUCUUCUUUGUAUGUA